Molecule: messenger RNA, 2181 nt
Organism: Talaromyces proteolyticus
Lineage: Eukaryota; Fungi; Ascomycota; Eurotiomycetes; Eurotiales; Trichocomaceae
Product: dipeptidyl aminopeptidases-like protein
Exons: 2
Coding region: 1-2181 (726 amino acids)
Biological process (GO): proteolysis
Molecular function (GO): serine-type endopeptidase activity
Source: RefSeq, a predicted model, not a curated record
AUGACUAUCAGGGCUGCCAAGUUCACCCCCGAAGUGCUACUGUCUGCACCACGACGCUCCCCCGCCGUCCCAAAUUCAUCGGGUACUUUAGCCGUAUACACGCAAACGACAUAUUCCUUCUCGUCGCACAGCAAAACAAAUGAGAUCCGCGUGAUUGACCUUGAGUCCGGCCAUAGCUCCGUGGUUACGAGCGAUGCGGGAGCUAGCAACCCUCAAUGGCUGGACGAUGGGGAUUACCUGGUUUGGUUGAAGGAGAAGGAUAACGGAAACACCAGCUUUAUAAUUGGAGAUGCUCGGGACCCUGGGAGAUCCUACACAGCUGGGACCGUGCCGGGGCCGGUAUCUGACUUGAAGUUGACAACAAUUGAGCCAGGAAAGACUGGAUUCGUUGUUUCCGGUAAAGCAAAUCCCGAUGGGACGCUUUAUAAUCCCAAAGAUGCAAAGAAGCCCUUGAGUAGUGGUAAAUACUACACCUCAAUUUGGGUUCGACACUGGGACUCAUAUGUAGUGCCCCAGAAGAACUCCUUGUGGUAUGGACUAUUACAAAGCCCUUCACCAACGGCAUCAGAUAAGGUUAAGAGAUACGCGGCCUCGGGACUUACCAACCUGCUCGCUGUUUCGGGACUUGAUGGCGUUGAAACACCUAUUCCUCCCUUCGGCGGUACCGAUCAUUUCGCUAUCAGCCCAAAUGCGGUAGCUUUCAUUGCGAAGGAUCCAGCGCUUAACCCAGCUACUCACACUGCCUGUAUUCUUUACUACUGCCCGAUGCCGUCAUGGACUGACCUCAGCAUUCGAGAGGCCAAAGUAUGUCAGAUGAAGGGGCUGGAAGGUGCCAUGUCAUCCCCAGUACUCUCAAAAGAUGGGAGUUCGAUAGCAUUCUUGGUCCAGAAGAAGGAUGGCCAUGAAGCAGACAAAAAUCGCAUUAUUUUCGUCCCAAAUCCUUGGAGUGGUCAGCUCCUCGAGGUUUUUGAGUCCAAGGAUGGGCAGGGACAGUGGAGUUUGAGUCCAAGUUCGAUUUCAUGGGCUCAAGACGACAAGUCAUUAUUUGUCACCGUUGAGGAAAAAGGAAGAGGAGUGUUAUAUCAGCUUUCAAUCGAAAAUAUUCUGGAAGCAAAGCCGAGCGAUUUAAAAAAGCUCACCAGCGUCGGUGUUGUGACUGGCGUUUCUCCCCUCGCGAAAGACUCCAACCUACUCCUUGUUUCAAGCAGCAGCUUGGUCGAGCCAAGUAUAUAUACAAUAAUUGAUCCAGAGAGUCCAGAUGAAGCAAAGGUCUUAUCUUCUGCCAGCCGUGGUGGAUCUGCUCUUGGCUUGUCGCGAUCUCAGGUUGACGAAAUAUGGUACAAAGGCGAAAAAUCAGACAUUCACGCAUUCGUUAUCAAACCUUCUAAUUUCAACCCUGACGAAAAGUAUCCUUUGGCAUAUUUAAUACAUGGUGGUCCUGAAGCUGCUUGGAAUGACUCCUGGAGCACACGCUGGAAUCCAGCUGUGUUCGCUGAGCAAGGCUACGUUGUGGUCACUCCAAACCCAACUGGAAGUACUGGCUAUGGCCAAGAAUUUACUGACGCCAUUCAAGGCAGCUGGGGUGGACUUCCUUACCUCGACCUCGAAAGAGGAUUCGAUUAUAUUAAACAGAAUCUGAAAUAUGUCGAUACUGAUCGAGCCGUCGCCUUGGGAGCAUCAUAUGGUGGCUACAUGAUGAAUUGGAUUCAAGGUCACCCACUCGGUCGCAAAUUUAAGGCUCUUGUUACUCAUGAUGGUGUCUUUAACAUGGUCGCCCAGACAGCUAGCGAAGAGCAGUACUUCCCACUCGCUGAUUUGAAGGGACCGUUGUGGAAGGUUCCUGAUGAGUGGCACAAAUGGGAUCCUUCUCGAUUUACCGCAAACUGGGAAACACCACAUCUCAUUAUACAUAACGAAUUAGAUUAUCGAUUGACCAUCGCGGAGGGGCUUGCUGCUUUCAAUAUCUUGCAGAUGAGAGGCGUCGAGAGUGCAUUUUUAACCUUCCCGGAUGAGAACCACUGGGUGCUCCAGCCCGAGAACUCCUUGGUCUGGCAUUACUCCGUUAUUAAUUGGAUCAAUAAGUACGUCGGAUUGCCUGCACUAUCAACGACCCAUCACGAAGCUAUCUUUCCUCGGGUUGAUGCAACCGAGAAGAAGAUAACCAGCAUACCAUUGCGAUAG